AAGCAUGCAACUGUACGUCGUGCUCUGCUUCCUGGUUCUUCUCGGCCUUUCAGCCGGGCAAAUGACCUUCACGGAUCAAUGGACCAAGAAGAGAGCAACACUUCACAAACAACUACCAGUGGUAACCCCAGAAGAGCCAAUCUGUCCAUCAGACCGUGUCCAAGCAGUUUUCGAGCAACUUGAUCAACUCCAAAAAGCCCAACAACGUCUUACCGAGUACCUUGCAUCGUGUGCCUAUCCAGUCGAAGUUCCACAAAAAGCCGAGAAAAUGUAAUAGGCAAUUUGGACAUUCUGGAUAUACUUUUAAUUUUUAAACUCCUUUGACGACUGAUAUUGAUAGCUCAACACAUUUCCCACAAUUUUAAUUCAUGGUUUUUAUACAAUAAUAUUGACCAUUGCCUUGUAACUGAAACAGUAAACAAUUAUUUUUUUAAACAAAGUAUUUGAAAUCUCCCAAGUUAUCCGUUAUUCUCUCUAAUUUUCUGUGCUUGUUUGUUCUUAUUAUUUGAAUUUUGGAAAUUCUAAAAUAACACGAUAGUCUCCACACAUCAAAAUGUUAUUUUCUCUUCUUCCACUCUCGAUAAACUUGCUUUAUCCUG
Caenorhabditis elegans is the source of this 599-nucleotide messenger RNA. It is a transcript of the gene nlp-47, whose product is annotated as Neuropeptide-Like Protein. The record is from RefSeq and is marked reviewed. The transcript has 2 exons. Lineage: Eukaryota; Metazoa; Nematoda; Chromadorea; Rhabditida; Rhabditidae. Bases 5 to 274 code for a protein of 89 amino acids.